AUGGAUAGACCCAGCAGUGUACGCGUUGCUUCCCCCAGGGUGCCGCGUGAUUUCUACGCCGAAAAUGGGGUCAGCUACUGGGCCAAGACAAGCCGCAUCGAUGUAGAACUCGAUAACGGGACAUCACAGUCGUUCUUCAUCAAGGUCAUACCGGGGGACAAUGGCAGGCAAAUGACGUGCGGAGAAUUUGAAUCCAUGCAGGCCAUCUACUCGACCGUGCCCGAAUUCGCACCAAAGCCCAUUGCCUGUGGUACAUACGAUGCAAACCCGGACACUUACUUCUUCCUCUGCGAGUUCAGGGACAUGACCGAAGACAUGCCAGAUCCGCACAAGUUCAGCGCCCGUCUCGCAGCACUGCACCAGGAAAGCAAGUCUCCCAGUGGGAAGUUCGGCUUCCAUGUAACGACGUACAGUGGUAACUUGCCGCAGAUGAACGACUGGGAAGACAGCUGGGAGACUUACUUCACAAAGAAUCUGAAGCUUGCUCUUGAAUUGGAGCUCGCAGCCAAAGGCUCAGACCCGGAGUUCGAGGUCUUGUUGCCAGUUCUGUUCGACACAGUCAUCCCGCGCUUGCUUCGCCCCAUGAAAAGCAAUGGACGAUCGGUCAAGCCCAGUCUCGUGCACGGCGAUCUCUGGUACGCCAAUUCUGGCUUUGAUGUUAUGACUGGAGAUCCUCUUAUCUUCGACGCCUGCUCUUUCUAUGCACACAAUGAGUAUGAAUUCGGCCAAUGGCGCCCAGCCUGGAAUCGGUUUGGCACUGAGUACCUCGACGCCUACCACGCCCUUGUUCCCAAAGCAGAACCGGUGGAAGACUAUGACGGUCGAAUAGACCUCUAUAAGCUAAGGUUCAAUACGCAUGUCUCGGCCCUGUUCACGGAGGAUCUAGGACUGAGAGAACAGUGA
This is a messenger RNA of Anthostomella pinea, 903 nucleotides long. Lineage: Eukaryota; Fungi; Ascomycota; Sordariomycetes; Xylariales; Xylariaceae. The record is from the annotation of a GenBank genome assembly.